Molecule: messenger RNA, 876 nt
Organism: Dentiscutata erythropus
Lineage: Eukaryota; Fungi; Glomeromycota; Glomeromycetes; Diversisporales; Gigasporaceae
Source: the annotation of a GenBank genome assembly
AUGGUUUCUCACGUUUCACUUAUUGUGGUCAUAAUCUCUGUAAAAAACAACCGCUCAUGCUCAGAUGGAGUUGCCAAAUACAAACUUACUAAGGAUUUAUCUCAAGCUAUCAGAUUUAAAUAUUUCUUUUCUGCACACCAACCACCUCAGACAUUUAUGAAUGGAGACAUUGUAUUUAUCUCUGGUAAAUAUGUUGUCGAAAAUUCUGAGCCGUAUUUCACUAUUGCAUACUCAAGCAUUAUUGACAGUGGUAAUCCCAAUCGUGAAUUUGAUAUAAGUGAUGUACCUAUAAGCAUCCCUUAUUGCAUUUACUCUGUGACUAUUAACCGUGAGCCAAAAAAAGUUGAAAAUUUUAUCCACUUUGGAGCAGAAACUAUCCAAUAUAAUUCCAUCACCAGUAAACCUGAAGUUAAAAUGAAUAUGACGAUUAUUUAUCCUCAUGAAUCACCCAGGCUUAAAUACUUAGGCCAUUUGGGCUCUAAUAUUAAAUUACAAUCUAACUAUUUUGUAUCCGGACUUCUUAAAUUUUCAAAAUCUGGUAAAAUUAUGAUUGAAGCCACCGACGUUGAUUAUCUGAAAACCUCUACUAUCAAUAUUACUAGAACUGAAAGUUCUCAAUCAGCAACAGAAGGUGCACCUUCAAUAAUUGAUAUCAUCGAUAAUGAUCUUGAUUCUAUUGCCACGCAACAACAUAAUUCAUUUAAAUCUUCGACCAAUGCUAAUGAUAUCAUUAAUGCUAAUAAUGAAGAUAACCGAUUCCGUGAUACAAAAAAUUAUCAUACUACCGUUGAAGAUUAUCUGAGUGAUGAAGUACAAUCUGAUAAUAGAGACUUUUAUGAAAAACCUAACGAUUCAGCUGAUGUUGAAAACUCGCAA